Messenger RNA from Guillardia theta CCMP2712, 1746 nucleotides. RefSeq lists its product as hypothetical. The record is from RefSeq and is a predicted model, not a curated record. Bases 1 to 1746 code for a protein of 581 amino acids. The transcript has 6 exons. Lineage: Eukaryota; Cryptophyceae; Pyrenomonadales; Geminigeraceae.
AUGGACCUGAGCGGUGAUGAUGAGGAUGUUGCCAACCCCACAGUGCUGGUGAGUUUGGAUGCAAAGAACGCCUUCAACUCCCUCGACCGCCAGGCUCUCUUCGAUGCAAUCGAGGGACGUGCGAGUCGCGACUACUUUGAUGGGAGCAUCACUGAAGGCGCAAGCUUGCCCUCUUGCGAGCAUCUCCGUUUGUUCGCCUCCUACCUCUCCAGCUACUAUGGAGACUCUGCUGACCUUCGACUCUUCACAAAAGGCGAUGUCCCCUCCAGCGUAUUUUUCUGCCACAGUAUCCACCCCCUGCUCCUCCAUAUCGCAGAGCUUUUCCCCUCUGUUCGAGUCUUGGCCUAUGCUGACAACGUCGUGCUUGUCGGUCCACUCGAGGAUGCCGUUGCAGCUACGUCCGCUAUGAAGAAGUACAUGGUGGCUGAUCUGAAGCUAGAGAUUCAACCUCGCGAGUCGAAAGUUUACAUCCCCUCCUGGCAUCAACACCCUGAUCUCUCGCAGCUGAAGAAGAGCCUUAAGCGCCGCGUCUCAAGACUCAACUUCUUCACUUCGAGUCAGCUCCGAGCGAAGGUUUCUACCCUCAACGAAGAGCUCUCAAAGCUCGGGCUCGUCCAGCAUCAUGGCUUCAUGUUCAAGACGCUGGUGAGGGCGAGCCAUCUCCAGAAGCUGCGCUUCUUCCUCCAGGGGUCAUCUCCGUUUCUCCCGCGGGUGCAAUCACAGAUUCGUCGCUUUGACCUCUCUGUCCACCUGGCGCUUGAGAAAUACCACCGCUGGCCUUCCUCGCAGUACCUCGCCGCGCAUCCCGACCUGCUAGAGUUUGCGAGGUUCAAGCGGGAGCUUCCGCAUAGUCGGGGAGGGGACGAGUUCACGCCCUCUGAGGGUCUACACCCCGCUGUUUACUAUACGGCUAUCGCUCGCUUCCUCGCUUGGUACUCUGACCAGCCCAUGUCCCGGAUGUUGCCCUCUCCUCAUAGCCUGGACGUUCACUGCUCGAGAUCUCUCCGUGCCCAGAAGCAUCCUCUGGCGACCUUCUUCGUUGAGGCGCACGACUUCGUUCAUAAUGCUGGAGCGAUCCUCUACCGUCGUGUCAAGGCUCCUGCACCAGCUGCAGAUGGCGCGGCGAUCCCACCUGCCCCGGCUGCUGUGCCUGAUGACGCAGGACGCCCCCCGGCAUCUGUGGUACACAUCCCUGGUUUGCGCGCUCUCGUCGACUCGUCUCAUGAGCACUUCAUUCCUCCCCCUGCGCAGCGAAAUGUGAACCCUCUUGUCAUGCGCGUCUUCCCUCGCCAUGUGCAUGCUCGCGCUGCGCUGACCGAUCAGCAGCACAAGCAGCCUAAGGGUCAGGCAAUCAAGCAACAAGCAGCAAUCGCGGAUUCCAGGGAUGUGGAUAUCGCCCUUCAUCUUGCGGCCAUGAGGAUGGGAGGGUACCUGCCGUCGAGAACGAGGAUCCCCCACUGUAUCGAUGACGCUCUGAAGACCAGCUUCGUUCAGCAUCGACCGAAUCGUACGAGUCUGGAGAUGAUGUGCAGCAACGGAGGGAUCGAGCUCGCGCUGACAUCCAUCACAUUCCGUCGGACACUGGCAGAUCGGCAUGCCAUGGAGAUAGCAGUCGAGCAUCUGAGCAUAGCGGUCUCGCUCAGGAAAAUGAGCGAAGAUGGUAGACUGCAAGACCCUAUCCUGCGACUUGAGCGAGUGUGUCCUGCGGCUGUGCAAGGUGAGGAUAUCACGCAGCUGAUCGGUUAG